Molecule: messenger RNA, 1960 nt
Organism: Achroia grisella
Lineage: Eukaryota; Metazoa; Arthropoda; Insecta; Lepidoptera; Pyralidae
Product: ras-GEF domain-containing family member 1B-like
Exons: 12
Coding region: 238-1923 (561 amino acids)
Biological process (GO): Ras protein signal transduction; positive regulation of GTPase activity
Cellular component (GO): plasma membrane
Molecular function (GO): guanyl-nucleotide exchange factor activity
Source: RefSeq, a predicted model, not a curated record
UACCUAUAUCGUAUUGGCGCUAUUUAAUAUUUAUACUAAUUAAAAAUAAUUUAUGAAAUCGUUACUAAUUUUGUGAAAUUGUUUUUAGUAUUAAGCUUGAAUUUAAUACUUUGAUUAUAUGCUAUCAAGCAACAUAGUCAAAUUGCAUAAAAGAUAAACCAAUGGGUUCCUUAAAGUAAAAUGUUCCCUUAAGGCUUCAUUUGAAGCCCUUAGUAUAAGGUGCCAUUGAGGAAUUGAAUGGCUAUGUAUUAUUACGCAAGUAAACUGAAUGAGGCCUCAUGUAGUGGGUGUAAUGUGAAAGUACCCCCUGCACCCACGGAACCCGCACCAGUCCCACCGCCACCCACUGAUCAUGCGCCACUACCUCCUGAUCCAACUCUGCUGCAUGGCACUGGACUGUCUUAUUAUGAUAAUGAUGAUUAUUAUUCAAUGGUGCGAGGAAACAAGUUUAUGUCAGAAGCUACUUGUAAACAUAUUGUGAUGAAUGGUGGCAUUAACUUUGUGUCCACGCAAAAAGUAGAAGCGCCUCAGAUACCUAAUGUUUUGCCACCUGUUGUGAAGACAUUAGCAGGUCUACCAUAUGUAAAUUGCCCUGCUGAGAAAACAGAUGUUGAAUACAAGGAUGGACAGAUAGUGAGUGCUGCGUUGGACUCAUUAGUAGAUAUGAUACGACCAGGAGCAAGCAAAUCAUUUACAUUUACUUUUUUACUUUGCUCUCGUCUUUUUGUUAGACCGCAUGAAUUAUUGAGUAAAAUGUGUAAGCGGUAUUUUAAAAACUAUGAUAAAAUUGGCAAAGCUGAAAUAAAGGAUUCUCUUCAAAAAGAACUGAAUGAUAUGGCAUCACUUGUAAGAGUAUUAAACCAAUGGACUAGUAUGUUCCCUUAUGAUUUUCGUGACGACAGAGUUAUGGCCCUUGUUCGAAGCAUAACACAAAGGUGUGCAGCCGAACAUAUGGCUUCAGUGAGAUCAGAAGUGUCAACCAUGUUGGAAAAACUCCUUGAUAAAUUAACAGCCCUUGAACAGUAUGAAGAAACUUUGAUAGAAAUCCCACAAGUAUCAUCAGUUGAUCAAUUGGCACAGGGUGACAUCUUAACACUAAGUCUAUCACCGGUAGAAUUAGCGAACCAGUUAACAAUAGUCGAGUUGCACAGACUAUCAUUUGUUGGGCCUGAAGAAUUUGUUCAAACAUUUGCUCCAGUGCAACCUCCUCAGUCAACUUCUUGUGGCAAGAGCACUAUAAAUUUACAUCAUAUUGAAACUAAAUGCACAAGGAACUUAGAAGCAUAUGCUGAUUGGUUCAAUAGACUAAGUUACUUAGUUGCCACUGAUAUACUAAAGGCGGUCAAAAGCAAAUCUAGAGCCAGGGUGAUUGAACAAUGGGUAAUGACUGCUAGAGAAUGUUUCAAUCUUGGAAAUUUCAACUCCCUCAUGGCUAUUAUCAGUGGACUCAAUAUGUCUCCCAUUACAAGACUUAAGAAGACGUGGAGCCGAACCUCUGCCGUGUGUGGUCAGCAACUGCGUCAAUUGGAGUUAUGUGUAGAACCCAGCGGCAAUCAUGCAAGGUACAGGGCAGCAUUAGCGGCGGCUCCUACCGAAACGGCCGUACCAUUGCUUUCAGUCACUUGCAGGGAUUUACAUUUUGCAAACCAGGGCUCUCCAUCAAAGUUAGCUGGUAAUCGCGUCAAUUUCGAGAAGUGCUCUCUCCUCUCACGUCAUGUGUGCACACAACUUGCGCGACGAAGACUGGCAACUGAAGAACCACCGGCUCCGCCACCACCCCCUCCCAUACCUACAGUUUGGCGGUUCCUUAACGACAGGGCUACGCUCACUGAAAACGCGCUGGAAUUGACAUCGUUCGAGCGAGAGCCACCUAUCGACAGUUUAGAGAAAGAACGUCUAAAGCGUCUACGCGGAGCUACUUAAAAGGUGAAAACCUGUGAUUUUAUUUCCAUCGCUUAAA